AUAAUUUUUUGCAAAUUUAUUUUUAAUAAAAAAUAUUUUGUGGUGCAUGACUCAAUAAAAUUGAGAACCGCGAGCCCUAGGGCCUUAUCCAUAGGUAUUAUAUCCAUCCUUUGGAUUUCAUAAUGUAUUUAUUUAUGUAAAACAUUUAGUCAACUUUUAAAGAUUUUUAACCAUUGUAUUUUUGUGUAGGUCAGCAUGUCUAAAUAUAACUUUUACCAAGAAAAAAUUCUCACUAAAUUUACACAUAUAUGUACAUAAUAAUUUUUUAAUUCUAAUUCUACUUUAAAUUUACCAUACCUUUGGUAAAUUAUAAUAAUUUACCAUACUAAGCCGGCCCUGCAUGCAACCUUUUUGUCAGUGCAACUAUAAUUUUGGUGAUAAACGCCAGAAGUACGCGAGACUUUUCUCAGUGUACUAUGUAUUGUCGUAACUGUCAAGUGUGAUUGUGCUUAAACUACUUAAACUAGAAGAAGAAAUACACAUAACCUGCAAAUUUCAAAUUUAAACGGUUUUUGAAUUGAAACAACAAUAAAAGUAAGACAAAUCUGAACCUAAAUCAAAUUCAAAUCUCAAGAAAUGGCUGGUUAUAAAAAGGCGUACACGAUUGAUGAAGAUAAUAAGUGUCUACAAUUAAUAACUGCCACAAAAAGUUAUUAUUAUCUAAGGGGCAGAGCAGUUUGGCAGGACUUGGUCACUCUUGGACAUUUUGACGAAUGCCGAACAUGGAUGAGUCUUCAAAAUAGAUUCGAAAAAAGUAUUCUACCAAAUAUUAUGAAACGAUGCUACUCGAUCAGCGAACUAGAAAAGCAGAAGAUAGUUUUAGCCUGGUGGCAGACCGGCCAAGAUUAUGACAGUGACAGUGACAGUGAUGAAGACGACUCGGACUAAAAUUUAAGGAUUAAAGAAGGGAUUUAAGUGGAGGCCAAUAAUUUCAAUAUAAUUUCGUUUUAGAAAUUGUAGCUUUAGGCGAGUCAAUAGAGAACGAAACCAUGAAAAAUUCAAACAAGCUUAUAUUUUUCUAAAACUUUUUUUGUUCAAUAGGUAUAGUACGUCCACUCUAACUUUUCCCAUGCUCGAAAUUAUUCACGAACUACUUUUUAUACUAGGUCUCUUUUUAACUCACAGAAAUUAGUAUCGCAAAAUUAAGCCGCUUGUCCAUAGAAAUCACAAUAAGUUAAACAAUGAUAAACAAUAUCCAAUGUCUUUGAUAGCUUAAGAAUUUUGAGAUUUUCAAAAUCUCUAUUGACUCCCCUAAAAUUAUAGGUUUUAUUUAAAUAAAUCCCUUAAGGUACUAGUACAUUUUAGAAAGCUAAAAUUAAGAAUUUUUAUAAGAAUUUUUUUCUCAGCCCCUUUAUUAAAUAUGAACAUAAUCGUUGGGCCGAAAAGUUCGUAGGCGAACAUAGAAAGAAAUUGUUUUUUGAUAAAAUUUGAUUUUAUUAUUCAAUAUAGUUACCAUCGAGGACAAUACAACGAUCAUAGCGGUCAUGCAACUUUUCAAUACCAUUUUUAUAAUACAAUUUGUCUUUAGCCUCAGUUUCGGCGAUUACCUCUUCAUUUGUGCUAAAUUUCUUUCCAGCGAGCAUUCUUGAUGUCAGCGAACGGUGGUAGUCGCUGGGAGCCAUAUCUGGUGAAUACGGUGGCUGCAGAAGCAAUUCGAAGCUCAAUUUAUGAAUCUUUGCCAUCGAUUUCAUUGAUUUGUGACACAGUGCGUUGUCUUGAUGAAAGCACUUUCUUUUUCUUCAAAUGGAAUUUCAACCGUGCGAUGGUUAAAAUCUAUAUAGUGGCUCGGAAUCUUUCUCCCUUCAAUGUGACGUUCCGCCCCUUAUAGAAUCGAUUAUUGAUGGGAAGAUAUUAUUUAACUAUCCAAAAUAUUAUUUAAUUAUUUUCAGAAUUAUUUUCUUUCAAUGUUUAUUCAAAUAGAACUUAAACCCAUCUCAGAAUUUUUAAAUGCUUGAUGACGUCACAUUUAAAACGUGGCAACAUUGGUUUCCCCACUUUGACAGCCAAUGCUUAGUAGAGGGGUACGAAGGAUUCAGCUGUGAACGUGAGCCUUGGAUUGCCAUUGUUUCUCGAGUGUUCGGUCUGAAUCGUAGUGUGCGGGGUCAUUAGACUCAAUUAUUCACCUCUAAUUCUCAGUUCCAAAUUGAUUAAAUAUUACAAUAAAAGUAUAGUGAAGUUAUCCAGCAGCAGUGGAUUUGAAGAAUUUUAGAGCAUACUAUAUCCAAUGAGUUCUACCCCGGUAAAUACACAUUUUAUUAAGUAUUUUAUUCAGCCAUUUUGGAAGUCCUUGACAUUUGCUAACUAAGUUUCACAUAGUCUAUUUUCAUGGUUUUUAUGUUUUAUUUUCAUGGAUCAAACUCAUCUAGAGAUAAUUCAAUAUUCGUUGUUAAUUUGUGCUUCCAGUUGGAAAAUAGAGCUAAUUUAAACUCCAUUUUUUAUAUUCCUUUCAAGUCUACAGAACUCCUAUCUUUUGAACGAUGAUCAAAUAAGUAUCCAUCGCUUAGUCUUACUAUAUUUCAUCCUUGUAUAAUAUAUCUAUAUACCGGUGUAUAUAUUAUAAUAAAAUAUUCUUUCACAGUAAUUAUAUUUUGUAUUUCAAUUGGAAAUUACUUGUGUUAUUUGACCAAGGUCAUCUGAUAGCAACCUGAUAAAAGGUCAAGCUGUCUAGUCAUUCAAGUUUUUGGACUUAAUGACCUAUUUCUUCUUAUUCCCAUAGGAAUAAAAACACCUCCUCGUAUCUCUUGCUUCUUUUUUUUGACAUUGGUAGAUUGGUAGUAACACCACACUGUGUUUUUUUUAGCACCUACCAUGAAAUCUUAAAGCCACCCUACAACAACACCAAGGCCAGACCACACAGAGAGAAACAAUCAAUAGGCGACCAGCCUGGAUUAUUUCCACAUUUUCUUUUUUUGAGUACCUCCAGCUGCUUUCCAACAGUUUUGAGUACCUUCAGCUGCUUUCUACCAGUCUUCCUCUCCUGUACCUCCAGCAGGACAGCUGCUAGCGAGAGUUAGCACCCUUGGGUGCUCAUUACAUCAACUUCAAGAUUAGGAAAGAGUGGUUUGUUUGGGAACAUUUACUGUGCUCUUAUUAAAGACAGACUGGUUUUGUGAUAUUUAGUACAUUUUUUUUUUAUAGUUCAAUUGCACACACAUUUUUCCUGCUUUAUAUUUUUUAUAGGUUUUUUUUUUCUUUACAACAUAAUAUUUAAUUGAUAGCGUUCCCCAACACUCUGCAAUCUAUAAAGGUAUAAAUUUCUGAGCUCAGAUAUUUUCCCUGAUAAUAGUAGUCGGUACUCUUAUCUUGAUUAUUUUUAGGCUGUGUUCCACUUUUGUAUAAUUAUUUAAACUCAUUCCAUUAUUUUAGUAUAUGUUUAAUUAAAUUUUUAAAAAUUAACUUCACAUAUUAGUCAAAAUUGUAAUUAUUAACUUUAUUUAACUUGAACUUAUUAACUUUACUUAACUUUAACUUAUUAACUUUAUUUAACUUUAACUUUAAUUUAUUAAAUUCAUAUGAACUUCUGGAUUCUAAUCCCUCAGAUUAGUUUUUGGUUUCACUUGUUAUUAUUACUAUUAUAAACCACGAGUUAGGAAAAGGAUCUGUGUAUCCACUCGUAGGUUUAUUUAUUCAAUAAGGCUUGUGCCUGUCCCACUCACAGUGAGGUAUUUAUAUGUUAUAUAUAGUAUCAGGUAGUAUUUAAUUAAGGUGUACGUAUUAUAAACGUACAAUUAUUAUUUGGUGAGGGUUCUACUAACCUAGUUGUAAGUUGUACUUCCUGUAUUAGAGGUACCCGUAGUCAGUUUUUCUAACCUUAUAAAGAGUAUUCUUAGAUCAUAGUUGUAUGAUGAUUUUGUAAUUGACUUUCACUAGUAUCACUUUUUCCUGUCAUGUUAGAGUUACACACUAGUUACUUGUCCUAACUCAGAGAUUGUUAAAAAGAUCUAGUAGUUACAUUCAAUAAAUAUACAUUUAUUGUGAUUUUUUUUUCUUAUUACUCCUUUAUUUUUAGUAGUAUAUUUUAUAAUUUAAUAAUCUUUAAUAACUUUUCACAUACUUGUACUACAAAUUUAACAUACUCUAUAGCAGCGUAGAAUACCUGGAAGAGCGUUAACCUAGUUAUCCUUCUUCUGGCGCCCAAAAAUUCAUUCUAUUUUCAGUAUAUUAUUAUAUUUACUCUAUCUAUUUUCUGAACAUUAUCUUCAUAUCUUCUUUUCGAGCCAUCAUUGUCACUUCCUUUAAUCUAUUGUCUGGCCAAAAAUAGCCGUGCAAAUUGGCCGAAUCCUUCCUUGAGUGUCAAGUGGCCCUUCUCAUACAUAUUUAGCUAGCCAUUCAAGUUAUCUAUCUAUUAAUGAUUUCUCAUCUCUAGUCCUGUAUCAAUUCGAUAUUCUUUGUCUUGGCAUCCUUCCAUACAAAUACUACUACAAAGUUGUAUUUUAGUUACUCCAGCUUCUUCAACGGAGAAGCCACACAUUUUUGUCCUUUGGCUACAUUAAGUAGAUCUUCUUCUUUUUACUACUUCUGUUGGAGUUUACCACUCCCUUUUCAUUCACUCCAACAGAAAAUCAUCAGCGAGUUGUUACAUCGGCUUUCCAACGUGGUGGCUUUAUUUUUGGUCUGAGACAGUAUUCAUUUAGGUCAAUUCUUCUCUUUUAUCUGAAAUCUCUUUGUUAUUUCCGUUUGGUAUCCUAUACACAUAUUGUUACUUAUUUAUUUUAUUUUUAAUUUCUGAUACAUAUCAGGUAUUCUUAAACGCUGUUUUGAUUUUUGUUUAUAUUUUGGGACCUCAUUAUAGUAUAUGUUUGUGCAGCUUACAUUCUGGGUUAGAUUUUGAAUUUUUAUUGGGAACUUAUAUUUAAUAUUGCUAUUAAUAAUAUAAUUCAUAUAACAAUUUUAUUUCUUCAGUCAAUAGUGGUAUAGUUGGAGGUACAACUAAGUGUUGAUUAUUAUUAUUAUUAUUAUAGAUAUAUAUUUUUUCUAGAGUGGUGGUAAGUUACAUAUAAAUAAAAAAAUUUACUUCCAGUAUUUAGGUAGUAGGUUUACUUGAGUAUACAAUAUUUAUUGGAUUAUUUAUCCAUUUAUUUGAUCUUAUAUAUUUAUUUGAUCUUAUUUAUUAGAUUAUAUACUGCAUUAUAUAUAUAUUUUUUUUUUGCUGGCUAUUUUGAUUUUGUUGGUGUGUUGCUGAUAUUUUCUCGGUUUAUAUUAUAUAUAUUUUGCGUGCAAACUUUCAUAUUUUCAUAUUUUUCAUAUUUCUGUUCUUUGGAUUAUUUGUCAAUAACUUUGCUCUCAUCAUGUGUGCUUUUAAAGCUGAACAUCUUCUGGUGGAUGAAUUGGAUUAUGAAUUAAAGAUUCGGGACAUAAUGCCAGAGGAGUCGACAACUGUCGAUAAAAAACGCAAUCUUUUGAGAGGUGCUUUGAAACAAGAAGCUGGCAAUAGAAGUUUUCUCCAAAUUUCAGCUGUAUCCCUUCCUUUUGAGGAACAACAAAAAGGAAUCACUGAAACAUUGGACAGCUUGUCUAAAAAAAUCGAAAAGUUUAGGGGAGCUGUAAAGGAUACAGAGUAUGCGCGAUUAACAUCUCGUCUAGGCCAUAUUUCUGCCCGUGUACACUUGCUACACUGUCCUUCUGAAGAACAGGAACCGUUCAAGAGGUCUGUUUCUCUUAAAAUAUUAACACUAGAGGGUGAACUUGAUUCUAGAGUUAACCCCAUUGCUACCUCUACUCCUAAUGCUUCAGUCAAUGUACCUAGCUUUACGUACUCCAAACCUGUUCAAGUACACAAAUGGGGUAUUUCAUUUUCAGGUGAAAAACAGCACACUGAUGUGAUGUCAUUUUUAGAAAGGGUUGAAUGUCUUCGAAUAUCUAGAGGUGUUUCUGAAGAGGAUUUGUUUGCUGCUUCUGCUGAGUUGUUCACCGGGACCGCUUUUACAUGGUUUAUGAAUAACAGGGGUAAUUUUUCUUGUUGGUCUGAUCUGAUUAAAAAGUUGAAGUCGGAUUUUCUUCCGUAUUCAUUCCAGGAUGAUUUAUUAGAUCAAAUUAAGAAUCAUAAGCAGAAACCUGGGGAAUCUGUUACUAUGUUUAUUAAUACUAUAUUAGGUAUGUGUAGUCGUUUAGACACUCCUUUGUCAGAUUUAGCUAAAAUUAAAAUCAUCCUUAAAUGUCUAUUGCCCUUUUAUCAUCAACAAUUAGCUCUUAUGGACAUUCAGAACAUUGAUGACCUUACUAUAAAAUGCAAACGUUUGGAGGAAACGUUAUCCUGGUCUUCUCAACCUCCAUCCACAUCUCGAUCCUCUUCUAACUCUUCUUCUCAGCCAACUUCCUUUAGGCAACGUUCUUGGCUAAAUAAGGGUCAUGAACAUAAUGUUUCGGUUGUUAGUUCUCUUGUCUGCUGGAAUUGUGAUCAGCCUGGUCACCCAUUUUACAAUUGUGGGAUUCCUCAAAAUCGUAUUUUCUGCCAUGGUUGUGGCCGAGAGAACACCCUUAAAAGAAACUGUUCUAAGUGUUCGGGAAACGACACGUCGGAGGUCCGUCCCCUGAACGUUUCUCCGUCCAACAUCCAAUCAGGGAAUCAAACCCCAUCGUCAAACGAAACUGCUGGACCAAGCACAUCCAGCAACCCAAACCCAUCUUCACGAAAAGGGAAAGGGGUGUCGUUCAAGAAAGCAGCACACACCACAAAACAAAAUUAAACCAGAAAUUUAUUUCUAUAGAUAAUAC
Messenger RNA from Diabrotica virgifera virgifera (western corn rootworm), 6714 nucleotides. RefSeq lists its product as uncharacterized. The record is from RefSeq and is a predicted model, not a curated record. Lineage: Eukaryota; Metazoa; Arthropoda; Insecta; Coleoptera; Chrysomelidae. Bases 5289 to 6686 code for a protein of 465 amino acids. The transcript has 3 exons. Gene Ontology annotation, molecular function: zinc ion binding; nucleic acid binding.